Engraulis encrasicolus (European anchovy) is the source of this 842-nucleotide messenger RNA. It is a transcript of the gene lto1, whose product is annotated as LTO1 maturation factor of ABCE1. The record is from RefSeq and is a predicted model, not a curated record. Bases 99 to 521 code for a protein of 140 amino acids. The transcript is spliced from 5 exons. NCBI's taxonomy places the organism in Eukaryota, Metazoa, Chordata, Actinopteri, Clupeiformes, Engraulidae.
ACUGAAGGCUAGAACUUGCUGAACUUUUAUUUUGAAAAUUGACAUCCAUGUUGGAAAAUUCGCUAGUUCUCGAUGCUGGAUAACUUUCGGUGAAACGCAUGGCUUGUGCUGCUGAAGAGGAUUUAUUUGAAAACAUUUUUCUGGCUGAUGACCGACAUCACGUUGAAGGAUAUCAGGAAGGUUUUGAAGAGGGCAAGCGGCAAGGAUGGCAAGAUGGCAUGAACCACGGCAGGAUGCAUGGUGCCAAGUUAUCAGCCGAGCUCUCAUUCUACAGUGGCUUCGUGACGACGUGGAGAUUUCUUCUUCAGGCUGAUCCUAAUCCUAAAGCAAGGAAACAGCUGAAGCUGCUGGAGACGCUGAGUGAAAUGACCCAGGCCUUCCCCAUUGAGGACCCGCAGAGCCCGAACUUUGAAGAGGACAUGGAGAAGAUACGGGCUAAAUUUAGACAGGUUUGCGCUGUACUGCACAUCCCCACAGACUUCCAUGGUUAUAUCAACAGCCCAGGACAGCUGUCAUUCUGAAUGGGACGUUGAAACACUAGGCUGGAUGAACAGCAAUCUUUAAGGACUGUGCAGCCGUAUAUGGUAAAAAGCAAAGAAUGUUUUAGAAAUGUAAAUUUUGUAUUUUAAAUGCAAUUUAAUGCUUAAUUUCGAUUGAUAAUCAAUCAGCCCAAUACCAUAUGUUUCAAGAAUAGAACUCGAUGUGAGAGAAUUUCAUAGACAGGUUUUAUGCCCAUCACUAAGGGACUAAUGGUCAGAUCUGACAUUUCAAGUGAACCACUCAAAGAUUGUUUUGCAUUAUUGCCUCAACUGUAAAUACAAUAAAUCUAUCAUUUUCUUAAA